Pteropus alecto (black flying fox) is the source of this 633-nucleotide messenger RNA. RefSeq names its product phospholipase A2 group IIF (gene PLA2G2F). The transcript has 5 exons. NCBI's taxonomy places the organism in Eukaryota, Metazoa, Chordata, Mammalia, Chiroptera, Pteropodidae. Bases 1 to 633 code for a protein of 210 amino acids. Gene Ontology annotation, molecular function: calcium ion binding; phospholipid binding. Gene Ontology annotation, biological process: arachidonate secretion; negative regulation of T cell proliferation; lipid catabolic process. The record is from RefSeq and is a predicted model, not a curated record.
AUGGCAGAUGGGGCGCAGGCCAACCCCAAAGGGUUCAGGAGGAAGGUGCUGGUUAGACGUUCCUCUAGGUGGAGGGGCCCAAGUCUCAGGGCCACUUCUCCUUUGAGGACCUCCAGAUCUAGCCUGGCUACGAAAACGUUCUUCACCGUCGCCAUCCUGGCCGGCAGCAUCUUGCCUGUGGCCUACAGCAGCCUGUUCAACCUGAAGUCCAUGGUGGAAACCAUCACGGGGAAAAGUGCCAUCCUGUCCUUCGUGGGCUACGGCUGCUACUGUGGGCUGGGAGGGCGCGGCCUGCCCAUGGAUGAAGUGGACUGGUGCUGCCAUGCCCAUGACUGCUGCUACCAGAAGCUCUUUGACCAGGGCUGUCACACCUACGUGGACAACUAUGAAUACACCAUCGAGAAUAAUGCUACAAUUGUUUGCAGAGAUCUCAACGAGACGGAUUGUGACAGGCAGACCUGCGAGUGUGACAAGAGUGUGGUCCUGUGCUUACAGAACCAGACCUACAACGAGGAGCACCGCAACUACCUCAACGUCUACUGCCAGGGCACCACCCCCAACUGCAGCAUCUACGAGCAGCCUCGGAAGGAGGCCUGCAGGCCUGUCUCCCAGGCGCCCCCUACACCUCCCUAG